GGUGGCGCGCCCUCCAAUGCCACCACAAAGUUCGACCAACAAGGAUAUCAAGAAGAAACCGAUUGGGAAUCGAAAGAAAUCCGGAAGCGGCAAUUUGGUGCGUGAUAAUAUUCGCAUUUCCGUGAAGGUGAACUGCUCUGAGGUGUUUCGCAGCUACAAGAACUUGAUGUAUAGCAUUCGCAAGCACCAUUCCAAGGUGGUCAUCGUCACUCGCCAGACGUCCAAGCAGAAGAAAUCUGAGAUUUAUCACUACGCCGAGAAAGCCAAAAUACCAGUCAUUAAGUACCCUCGCCCCUAUAUUGAGUGCUCGAAUGCGUGCGGCAAAGUAUUCCGCCUGCCCAUCGUGGCCCUGACCACGCCCCAUGAUGCCAACAACAUCCGCAGGCUGGGCAAUAAGCUGAUGUCUGGCAUCGCCCUAUUUCUAGAUGGCCGAGACUUGAAAAUAUAGUUCAAUUGUCAAAAUAAACGUAUACACAGAAAUGUAUCCCAAA
Messenger RNA from Drosophila guanche, 491 nucleotides. RefSeq lists its product as uncharacterized. Gene Ontology annotation, cellular component: cytosolic large ribosomal subunit. Bases 17 to 448 code for a protein of 143 amino acids. The record is from RefSeq and is a predicted model, not a curated record. NCBI's taxonomy places the organism in Eukaryota, Metazoa, Arthropoda, Insecta, Diptera, Drosophilidae. Gene Ontology annotation, molecular function: RNA binding; structural constituent of ribosome. The transcript has 2 exons.